Messenger RNA from Megalobrama amblycephala (Wuchang bream), 1130 nucleotides. Its product is annotated as membrane-spanning 4-domains subfamily A member 12-like. Lineage: Eukaryota; Metazoa; Chordata; Actinopteri; Cypriniformes; Xenocyprididae. The transcript is spliced from 6 exons. Bases 225 to 884 code for a protein of 219 amino acids. Gene Ontology annotation, cellular component: membrane. The record is from RefSeq and is a predicted model, not a curated record.
GUUUGUGAACACAAUUGUGUAUGUCAGGCCAUAAAUCUCCAAAAACUAUGCAUGGGCGCUUGCUUUGGUGUUGCCACCCCUCAUAGACCUCAUGCCACCCCUCUGUCACCCUAUAAAUCAUUUUCUAGAUCCGCCCCUGUUCACAGUUCACACACACAGAUACACCAUAAAAGCCAUCAGACACCCACAUCAACAACUCAUUUCAGGUGAAAACUUUUCCUAAAAUGGAAACCAGCAAGGUCAUCUCAACUGACAAAGCUACAGUUGUCAUCCAAGUGAAUCCACAGGUGACACAAAAUACUGUUAUUUGUGAUGAUGGACAGGAGACCAGAGGAACAUAUGACAAUACGGCUCUAACAGAAUUUUUCAAAGCACAACCAAAGGCGUUGGGGACUGCCCAAAUAAUGAUUGGAGUGGUGUUUUUUUUAUUUGGUAUCUUACGCACCACCGAAGCCUUCAGUUACUGUCACGAAAUUAUUUCUGUCAUUAGUGGCAUAACCUACUGGGGAUCCAUUAUUUACAUCAUUGCUGGCUCUCUGUCUGUUGCUGCGCAGAACAAACUUCAUCUGUGUGUGGUGAAAGCCUCUCUUAUAAUGAAUGUGAUCAGUGCCAUAACUGCAGGGACAGCCAUUGUUCUGAUGUCCACAGAGAUGGGACUCAUUUCCAAUCGAAGGUGGUACUAUGGCUCUGAUUAUACUGGCAUCUGUUUAAAUUUGAAGAAAUAUAAUCUGGGGAUCAGUGGAAUAAUGCUGGUGUUCACCAUUGCUCAGUUCAUCAUCUCCAUCUGUAUCUCAGGAUUUGCCUGCAAAGCCACCUGCAACAGAGACUCUACAGUGGUCAAUGUGGCACUAAACCAGGUAAAUGAUUUAGUGGAAAGGAUGUAAUUACUAGAUAUAACCAGGGCUGCAUUCAGUUUUAUCCCAACCACCAAUAGUUGUUUUUUUAAGCCUUUGUCCACCUACUAGUCUGUUGAAGUGGAUUACAGUGAGUCUGAUCAUGAGUCUGAGUGUCUUGUGUUCUAACAUAUCUUGUCUGUUACUUCUCAGGGAUUCUGAGACACAAUGAUGAGAUCCUACCAGCCAAAGGUUGAGAGGAAUAUCUCAUAUUAUUGCAUCUGAUGAUUAAAGCUU